Molecule: messenger RNA, 1383 nt
Organism: Exophiala bonariae
Lineage: Eukaryota; Fungi; Ascomycota; Eurotiomycetes; Chaetothyriales; Herpotrichiellaceae
Exons: 1
Coding region: 1-1383 (460 amino acids)
Biological process (GO): folic acid-containing compound biosynthetic process
Cellular component (GO): cytosol; mitochondrion; cytoplasm
Molecular function (GO): ATP binding; tetrahydrofolylpolyglutamate synthase activity; dihydrofolate synthase activity
Source: RefSeq, a predicted model, not a curated record
AUGAUCAAUCUCGGUCUCUCACGGAUUUCAUCGCUUCUUCGACCACUCUUCAACGUCCACGACCCCCUUCCCUGGCGAGCCAUCCAUAUCGCCGGCACAAACGGGAAGGGGUCAAUAGCCAGCUACAUCUCCACCUUCCUUGCACACCAAGGCUAUAAAGUCGGCCGCUUCACUUCGCCCCACUUGAUCAACCGCUGGGACUGCAUCUGGCUAAACUCUCGCGUUGUUGAUAAAGACGUCUUCCUCGCUGUGGAGAAUGAAUUGAGGAAUCGGUCGACCGAGGAAGGGAUCCAGGCGAGCGAGUUUGAAAUCCUCACGGCAGUGGCGUUCGAGCUGUUCACUCGGCAUGGCAUGGAUUUUGGAGUUGUUGAAUGUGGUUUGGGUGGACGGUUAGAUGCGACGAAUGCUCUACGGCCGCAGGAUGUCGCUGUGAGCGUUUUGGCCAAGGUGGGGCUCGAUCAUACCGAGUUUCUUGGGAGCACUUUGAGAGAUAUCGCGGGCGAGAAGUGUGGAAUCUUCAAAAACGGAGUUCCUGUCGUCGUGGAUGAGAGCAAUGAGCAAGUGAUCAAGGAUGUAGUCCAGGAGAAAUUGGCAGUAGUCAAUGCUGGCAAUGGGCAGGGCAAUGCAGAUGGUCUCUGGUUCAGAUUGACCCCAAAUCAAGCAAAAGUGCUCGAGUCGAAUUCAAUCCGAGACCUGGAGCUCGCAGAUCAUCAGAAGGAAAAUCUCUUCACAGCAUUGACCGCCUACUACGCAGCUGAGCAGCGUCAGCAGCCCCCACAGUCCGAGUUACAAGCUACAUCAAUUCAAACCCCUGAACAACGCAUCGAGUCAACGAUUCAAAAUCUCUCAGGCCUAAUUAGAGCGUCACACGCCUCAAUCCGUGGUCGUCUCGAAUGGCUCUCCUUGCCAGCCCAUCUCCUCCCAAAUAGCCACCAGGAUCAAAACGUCCGCGUCCUCAUCGAUGGCGCACACAAUCCCCAAUCAGCGUCUGCAUUGGCAAGCUACAUCGACAAGACGAUCCGGUCGAGCUAUUCCCCACCGGAACAACACAUAACAUGGCUGCUGGCAAUGAAGCGCGGUAAAGAAAUCACGACGAUUCUUAAGACCUUGAUUCACGAAGGCGACAGCGCCGUGACCUCCUCCUUCGGCCCCGUGGACGGAAUGCCAUGGGUCGAAAGCCUCGAUGCAGCUGAAGUCGCCGAGCAAGUGCGCAGGCUGACUUCGGGGACGGUGGACGCGACGAGUAGAGGCGACAUCACGGAUGCAAUCAGAAGAGCAGUGACGCUCGCAGACGGCGGCCCGCUCUGUAUCGCUGGGAGUCUUUACCUCGUGGGCGAUGUGUUGAGACUGGUGGAAGAAGGCCUGCCGAAACCAUGGAACUAA